UAUGAGAGAUUUGAUGUGGCUGUUCAAAGUGAGGUUGCUGUCAAAUAAAACACCAAGGAUGGAAGUUAUUGGGGUCACUGCUGAGGUAUCGUCUGCAUGAAAAUGGAAACUGAUGUUGCAUGAUCACCUGAGAUGUCCCAAUGCAGCAUGCAAAAUGUGAACAGAAUAGGGCCAAGCACUGAACCCUGAGGAACCCAACGAUGCAGCCAUGAGGUGGAAAAGCUAGACUCAGCAAUACUAAUACACUGUCUACUAUGCCACCGAUGUCCACUCAUUGCUCUCAAUGGGAAAACCGGAAGAUAUCCCUUCUGUUAGACUUUCUGUAGUGCCCUCAAGCUCCAGUAUAAUUCCUCUCACUCUUUACUGUGAUGUGGAGAGUUUCUACCCAGAGGAAGUGUCUGUGUCCUGGCUUCAAAAUGGCACAGUCGUUCCUGAGCUCCCUGCCACUGAGCAGAACCCAGAUAGGACCUACAGAACCAGACGCUAUUAUACUUUGAGCCCCGAGCAGAGAGAGCAAGGUGGAAAGGUGGAGUGCACAGUAAACCAACCUGGGGUGGUGCACCCGGCUAGUGGCUCAGUGUUCCUAGAGAAACUGGAUCCCCAAGAUGAGCCUCUAGUUUUGACUAAAUCAGCCAAAGCAUCUGUUGCUAUGAUGUGUAUUUCUGUGGUGCUGGUCUUCCUCCUCUGCUUUGGCUUCUCUUGGAGAAGAAGGGAUGAGAAACUGAAGUCUCUGAGUGUUUCAGGCAUCAUCCUGCCUCCACGCGUGAUUGUAGGUCGAAAAGGCAGGGUGUCAGUGAGCAUUGAGGGCAGGAGGGUGGACCGAGUCCAGACUGCAUGGUUCCUCAAUGACACCCCUAUCUCUGACACUUCACUCACAGUGUCAGAGAAAGGUCCUCUGCUGCCCUCCAGAGGCGAGAAGGGUUACUACAAGCUGCACACUCAGGGGCCGCUGCAGUUAUCUGGAGGUGGCACUCAACAGCUGAUCUCCUCCCUCACAUUCAUCCCCCAGUUAUCUAUCCACAAGGGGGCAGUGUUUAAGUGUCAGGUGUCCUACAUGGGCAAAGAUAAGAUUGCGGCGGAGAGGGUGUCGGAGAAGUUUACAAUUCUGUCUGCUCCAGAAGUAUCAGAAAUCCAGCUGGCAGAGACACCAAAUGACUCUGAUGUCAUCAGCCUGACAGUACGGGCAACACAUUUCCAUCCGGAUGUCAUUACCUUCCGCUGGUUCUGCCAGGGGAGUGAGCUGAGCCCUGUGGCUUCCCAGGCCUCGUCCUCCCCUCAUCCCAAUUCUGAAGGCUUAUUUUCAGCCUUCAGCCAGUGUAAACUGCCCCGGAGUGAACUGGAAAAGGGAGGCACUAAAGUGUGGGUGAGUGUCCACCACAUUACCCUGAAGCAGCCGGUCACCCGUGAGACCAGAGGCUUCAUCAAGAAGCCGUGUGUAUCCGAAAUCGUCAGCUCCACUUCUUCUCCUGAUCAGACUUGGACCCUGGCAUGUGAAAUCACAGAUUUCCACCCUCCAAACAUAUCAGUCACCUGGCUGAAGCUCAGAGACGGAGAGCAAGAUGACAGAGAGGAUGAGGUGAUAGAGGGAGGAGAGAUGUGGGGCCCCAUACAGGCCCCAGAUUCCAGACUCUACAGGGCCACAGCCACUCUGAAGAGAAGGGCAACAAAUCAGGAGAAAAAGGAGAUAGGAGGAGGGGUUGUUUGUAGAGUGGAGCACUGUUCCCUACUCGAGCCUGUUGAGAAACACUGGAGAAAUGUUGACAUGGUUGCUCCCUCCAUUCCUCCAUCGAUGUCGGUCUGUUGGAGCAGUGAAGGAGUUGGUGUGUUCUCUCUCCUGUUGAAGGGAGGUCACCCCAAGGUCAAGUUACUCUGGGCAGCGGGAGGAUCCACUCUUUCACCACUGGUGUCCAAUGAGACAGAGGAGAUAGGAGACGACGGACAGAGGGAGCUGAAAAGUGUGUGCGCCCUGGAGAGGUCCGCAAGUCUGCCAAGUCAGAAUAACAAACAGCUGGGGAGACAGAAGAAUGGACACGCAAUAAAAACAAAAGCUGCUGUCAUAGACCCGGAUGCCGAAGGAAUAGACUACAUCGAUGAAAAAGUGGACGGAGAAAAUAACAUUCACAGGGAUGAGGAAACAAAGUCGGAAGUGGAUGAUGACAGUGACAAAGAACGUGAGGAAGACCCGGGCGCGCUGCACAUCAACAGAGUCAACUUGAGGAGGAGUGCGAGAGAAAACGAGAGAGCGCGUUUAAGAGUCUGUGUGGAGAUCACACACCCUGCACUCAAGCUUCCUGUUUAUCGAACCUGGACAGAGCCCUAUGAGGAAAUUAUAUCUUCUGCAUGAAAACCCUGAUGUGUGCAAGAGUCCCUCUGUUAUCUCACAUACAUCUAAUAUAGUAACUAUAAAGUAGUAUUCAUGUUUUUAGGGUAUGGAACAGUCUUUGAUGUGAUCAACAAGUGAGGUUUUGCUUUCAACAUAUUUGGUGUAUUUAUUACUUUAUGUUCUUAAUCUUUCAUCCAUUACUUGUUUUCUAACUCCAUCAUUUUUACAAAUGUUCAUAUUUUUGUACAAAGAAUAAAAUGGAAAAUAAUA
Molecule: messenger RNA, 2593 nt
Organism: Micropterus dolomieu (smallmouth bass)
Lineage: Eukaryota; Metazoa; Chordata; Actinopteri; Centrarchiformes; Centrarchidae
Exons: 11
Coding region: 284-2344 (686 amino acids)
Source: RefSeq, a predicted model, not a curated record